This is a messenger RNA of Anneissia japonica, 821 nucleotides long. Its product is annotated as fibrillin-1-like. Lineage: Eukaryota; Metazoa; Echinodermata; Crinoidea; Comatulida; Comatulidae. The record is from RefSeq and is a predicted model, not a curated record. Gene Ontology annotation, molecular function: calcium ion binding.
AUCUAAAUGAAUGUGAGCGAGAUGCAAAUAUAUGCUCAGAAAAAGGCAACAGUUUCUGUGUGAACACAUUUGGAAGCUACGAUUGUCAAUGUGAACCCAGUUUUAAGGACAUUUCUGGAAUAUGUGCAUCUGUCUGUGACAUUAAAGAAUGUGAAAAUGGAGCAACGUGUAUUAUAUCAAAUGAAGCAGAAAUACCUGAGGCUUACUGCAUGUGUCCACCUGGAUAUGAAGGGGAAAAGUGUGCUGAACGUUCUCAUUUAUUUAAGGUGGCUGUUAGCGUUGGUACUACAUUCAUCAUCCUUAGUUGUCUACUAUUCGUAACAAGUGUUUUACUGGCUUGCUUAAACCAACGAAGUAAAACGUACCCUGAUGAAGACCAAUCGAUAGAUGGAGGCUGGGAUGAGUCAAAGGGCAAGGAUCAUGAAGACAGGGAAAAGCCAAACGGAGGUCACACAAGCACAGAAAAAGGCCUACAGUAUGUGGCGGUCCAAAAGGAAGGGCCGAACGGUACAGCGCUAUCUACUCUCAACAACCAACCGAGUGGAUCCACCACUAAAAUCCAAGUUGAACCAAAUUCCUACUUUUAGCAAUCUCCACCGCUGAUGUUAAAAUUAAUACAUGUAGGCCUAUAUUAAUUACGGUAGCAAUAAUUUUAUGUGAGAAUUCCUUCAAUAACAAUUUUAUAGCUUCAUGUUAUAUUAAGAUAAAUACUGACAUUCUGUAAGUAAUCGCGUCAAUUUCGAGGCAAUAUUGUAAUGUAAUUUUAUUAAACAAUAAAGUGGAAUGUAAAUAAUGAAUUCAAAAUGCAAAGCAGUUACUUA